Molecule: messenger RNA, 2065 nt
Organism: Salvia splendens (bonfire salvia)
Lineage: Eukaryota; Viridiplantae; Streptophyta; Magnoliopsida; Lamiales; Lamiaceae
Product: transcription factor HBP-1b(c38)
Exons: 10
Coding region: 425-1801 (458 amino acids)
Biological process (GO): regulation of DNA-templated transcription; DNA-templated transcription
Molecular function (GO): sequence-specific DNA binding; DNA-binding transcription factor activity
Source: RefSeq, a predicted model, not a curated record
UGGACAACAUUCUCCAGUUGAAAAUGACAUCAUCGGAAUGGCACCUCCCUAACUUCAACAAAACUUAAAAUAAACAGAUUCUGAAGUUGUAUCAUUUGAAAAAUGGAAUCUUGAUUACAAUAAUCUGCUGGUCCCCUUGAAUUUCGUGCUGAAAGACAUUACUCUUUAAACACCACCAAAUUCUCUAGUAGACAAAAAUCAAAGUCAUACGAUUUUCCUGGUCAAUCAUCAGUUUACCUUUUCUCCAACUCCAAAGAUCCAACCAUUGAAAUUUAUCCUUAUUCUGUAAUCCGUGCCUUGAAGAUGUUUGUGAAAAGGCCUCUAUAAGAUCUUGAUUUUAUUAGGUCAAUUUGGGUCUGAAACUUUGAUUAUAUUAGGUCAAUACACAUGGGUUUGGGAGAUUUAAGGUGUUGAUGGUGUAUUCAUGGCUAGGGCAACUGUAAAUAUUGGGGGUGCUGCAAAUAGUAGAGCAAGUUCAGGGAUGCCAAGCUUUAUUUCCCAAGCACCAGUUUCCAAUACCAUAGGUAGAGAGCCGAACGCUACACAGACUUCUAAGUGGCCUGAUUUGGGGGGUCUCGAACAGUAUAUUGGAUUUCGUGUAGGGGAUGCCGGUAAUGCCACCCAUGGAAGCGGUUGUUCUAACGCGGUGGAAGUGUUUAAUCUAGUUCUGAAUAGCCAAGCGACUAGUCUGGAUCAUCAUAAUCAGUCAGGUGCAUUCAAUAUGUCUAGUGCUUCAACAAACGCAAAUUUCUUUCGAUCCGGGGCAGGGCAACUGCAGAAGGGCAUGCAGAAAAAUAUAGUGUCUGUAACCGGAGCUCAGAAUGAAAACUGGAGAGAGUCAAACAUGGCAGAUUCGAGUUCACACACAGAAACCUCAACAGAUAUGGAUCCUGAUGAUAAAAAUAACAAGUUUGAGUCUGCGGAUGUUGGAGCCGGAGAUUCCAGUGACAGAUCGAAGACAUUGCGGAGGCUUGCUCAGAAUCGAGAGGCUGCUAGGAAGAGCAGACUGAGGAAGAAAGCCUACGUGCAGCAGCUGGAGAAUAGCCGUCUGAAGCUGACUCAGCUGGAGCAGGAGGUGCAGCAGGCACGCCAGCAUGGCGUGAUCGUUUCAAGUAAUGGAGAACAAUCUAGCACAGGAACUGGAAACGGGACCUUAUCUUUCGAUAUGGAAUAUGCAAGGUGGGUGGAAGAGCAGAACAGAAGGAUAAACGAGCUGAGGGCAGCUGUAAACUUGCAUGUGGGUGAUGCACAGCUGGUUACAAUUGUGGAGAACACUGUGGCACACUUCAACGAGAUCUUCACGCUGAAAGGUAACGCAGCCAAGGCGGAGGUGUUUCACAUCUUAUCGGGAAUGUGGAAGACUCCCGCAGAGAGGUGUUUUCUAUGGAUUGGUGGUUUCCGUCCAUCAGAACUUCUGAAGAUUCUGGUGAGCCAGCUGGAGCCCCUGACCGAGCAGCAGCUGUUGGGGAUCAGCAACCUGCAGCAGUCGUCGAACCAAGCAGAAGACGCCCUCUCGCAGGGUAUGGAGGCGUUGCAGCAGUCUCUAGCAGAGACGUUGGCCAGUGGUUCGACUGCGAAUGUGGCGAAUUAUAUGGGUCAGAUGGCGAUGGCGAUGGGCAAACUAGGCACUCUUGAGGGUUUUCUACAACAGGCGGACAACUUAAGACAGCAAACUCUGCAGCAGAUGCGUCGCACACUGACGACGCGUCAGUCGGCUCGUGCUCUUCUGUUGAUACACGACUACUUCUCAAGGCUCCGGGCCCUUAGCUCUCUGUGGCUCGCGAGGCCAAAGGAAGGGUAGAUAUGUGUCAAGAAGAACGAGGAAUCUGCGACGCAAGAAUGGCCCUGAACAGUGUGGUUUCCAUGUCCACAUUCUGAUUUUAUGAAAUAGGGCAAAUAAUCACGUAUUCAUAGGUUGAUAUAAUAGACAGAUGAUGAUAGAUCAUGUACAGGCAAGAAGAAGAAUACAAGUCAAUCAAAUUGACUUCAAAUAGAUGAAAUAAUUAGCACAUUCGAACUCGAUUUGUCUUUUAAAAUGGGUACAUAUCAUUUUACCCCAGAAAAA